Messenger RNA from Cuscuta campestris, 1336 nucleotides. NCBI's taxonomy places the organism in Eukaryota, Viridiplantae, Streptophyta, Magnoliopsida, Solanales, Convolvulaceae. The record is from the annotation of a GenBank genome assembly.
GUUCCCACGUUACCCGCUGCCCGGCCAUUUUCCCAUCAGUUUAAACUUCGCUUUACAUUUUUAUUUUAUUUAUUUCUCCCAUUUCCCUAUAUUUAUAUCUCUUUUUCCCUUCCUUUACUCCACACCCCACCCCCACCCCCACCCCGCCUUUCUCUCUAUCCCUCUAUCCGAUCUCAGCUCAGGUGUAAAAUUAAUGGCUCCCACAGAGAAAGCGGCGGCGUUGGCGGCGUUGGCGGCGGCGGCGGCCGCAGGUUGUGGGAGGUUUCGCGAAAUUCAGAAGGAGCAGGCGCAUUUCAGGGGUGUCCGGAAGCGGCCCUGGGGGCGGUUCGCCGCGGAGAUCAGAGAUCCCGGGAAGAAGAGCCGCGUUUGGCUAGGGACGUUCGACACCGCCGAGGAUGCCGCCCGGGCUUACGACAAAGCCGCCAGGGAGUUCCGUGGCCACAAGGCCAAGACCAAUUUCCCGGCGCCGGAGGAUCUCAAUUUCGCGUCCCUGUUUGACGCCCAAAAAACAGGGGCGGAUCGCCGGAGCCCGAGCCAGAGCAGCACCGUCGAGUCCUCGAGCCUCGAUGGCGGCGGCCGCGUCCCGUCUUGUCCGGAUCCCGCCUCCGCAUUCACCUUCCAGAACAACCACCCCUUCGUGUAUCCCGCCGGCGGCCAGAUGUUUUACAUCGACGCGGUUGCGCGUGCGGCGGCGAUGAACCCACCUCCUCCCGAGCGCCGACGAGUACCGGACACGCUGAAUCUGUUCGGCGGGGACCGCCCCGAGUGCGAUUCUUCUUCCGUCCUCAACUUGAACGGCGGCAGAGCCGGCCUCAUCGAUCUCAAUCUGCCGCCGCCGCCUGAAUGUUACCUUAAGUUGUAAUUUUUUGUAUAGGUUAUGCCGAUCUCCCUUUCUCUCGAUCUGCAACAGAGGAGAGGCUAUCAAUUCUGCGGCGUUUGAUCUGAAGAGUUUUCGAGAUUUUGUUAUACCAAAAAUCAAUAAUAGUCAUAGAUUUUGUAAUUCCUGUUUAAGUUCUAUUAAAAUAGAUCACCAUAAUCAAAUUUAGCUUUUCUGGGAAUAUUUAUUUAGUCUAUAGAUUUUACAGAUCUUCAUUUUGUAGAUAUAUUUGAUUGAAGUUGAAGUACUGUACUGGCGAUUUGUGUCGGGAAAUGAGGGCCAACAGUUGUGAAUGAUGAUUUGUCAUAUGGCUGCCAUGACGGUAUCCGUGAGAUGGAUGACGGUCACUAGUAAUAUUAUUGCAGAGUCUGAUGGUGGUGUCGGCAAUGGUGCAGAGUGUGAUGGUGGUAGAGUGGUGAUGUUGUCGAUGUCAGUGAAAAAUAAAAGGGCCACAAUGUU